GCCGAUCUCCCACCCACCUUCCUUGACCAGGCGAGUGCGCCUCGGCAGCUAAAGGCGCCGGUGAUUAGACUCGGUUCACAAUUAGUUUAGUGUCCAUGUCAAAAAGGCCAGCGCCUUUUCACUAGCUUCUCCUCUGGAGAUGCAUUUGUUUAUCCAGUAGCAGCCUAAUUAGCAGACGCCACAUGUUUCGCUAAGCAUCGUGCUGAUUGAAAUGGUGCUGUCACCUAGUAUCUACUAGUACUUAAUUAUUUCACUGGUUAGUUAGCUCUUCUGUUAAAUUCUGGUGGUGGCUCCACCGAUUGGCUCUUCUUUUGGAUUUUGAUCCCACUGAUUGGCUAUUGUUUUCUUGGCUCGUCGUUGUUGCUUUCAGUGCCCUAUCCCUGCGUAUGAUCACUGAUCAGUACUUCAGUAUAGUUAGUUCAGUACCCCCAUGUGUACGUGCUCUUGUUUCAGUGUUCUUUAUGUGCCCUUCAGAAACUGAUCAGCACAUAACCAGUUAUGUUAUUCACCUUUUGUUAACAUUUUGAGCUAUGGUAUUUUUUCUUCUUCUUACUUUCUGAACUUUGCUGGGCACUACUAAAUGUUUUGAACUCGUUGGGAUUGACUAGAGAAAUGAAUUUGUGAAAUUUCAAAAAGAUUUUCCACGACCUUGUGCAGUACCAAUAUGUUUUUAUGUGAUUGGUCCAGCUUCAGCCAACAAGUAUACCCCCAAUCUAUCUCUUUGUCCUGCUCAUUGUCUGGUUCCUAUUGCUUCCUGAUUUUAUAAGGCAUGGAUUGGUGGCAGUUGAUUUUGAAAAACUACUCUCUUUUUCUCCUGCAGUGCUCUUACAUCUCUUGUAGCUAGCUGGAAAAGCGAGCUUGCAUGAUGGACGACUCUUCAACUAGGAGCCAUGUUUCUGAGGGGAAUCGUAUGGGCUAUGUAAGAAGUGAAUCCAUGGAUUCCACUGGCCAUCCUUCGGCUGCUAGGUCAGGCUCACUGCUAAGUAGGAGAAGUAGCAGGCCCAGUUCAAGGGGAUCCAUCAGCCUCUCUCGCGAGAUGGGGGACUCGAUCCUGAACUCAAUGAGGCAUUCCCUUCAGUCAGCAGACCAGUUGCUAGGUGACGCCGAUAGCUCGGCUUUGGCUCAGGUCAUUGACAGUGGUGACCGAGUGCUGGUGUUGGAAGACGAGCCUGAUGAAGAUACAUCAAAUACCUUGGAUCAGCAUAAGCUUGGUCCUAUCCGAGAUAAUCGAAUCCAUGGCUACAGCUCACAUGGCACAGGUGUGCCAGCGCCUGAAUCUUCUGUGGAGCCAAAGGGCGAGAGCCAAUCAGUCAAGGUUGAACAAUAUAUGCUUUCUCGGAGGCUAGAUUAUGCUUCUUACCUGAUCCAUUUAGCUGCAUUUGGAUUAUUUGGGGUAUUUACAAGGUACGGGCUCCAAAAGCUGUUCGGCCCAGGCUGCCUGGCACUCACCUCCAACCAAAGCCCGUUGUACCUUGAUCUUCCAUCAAACAUGCUAGGAUCCUUCCUGAUGGCCUGGUUUGGGAUCAUCUUUAAGACAGACAUUCGGCACAUAUCUGAACAUUUCAUUGUUGGAAUCACAACCGGAUACAUGGGAAGCCUUACCACCUUCAGUGGGUGGAAUCAAGCGAUGGUUAGCAUGUCUUCCAAAGACCAUUGGGCAUAUGCCAUAGCUGGCAUAGUAUUAGGAAUGUUCAUUGUCAAUGAGUCCAUCAGGGUGGGUGCUGAAACAGGUGAGCGAAUACGAAGCUGGAUCCUGAAAUGCAUCAAGGAAAAUAGUCCAAUAGGAAGCAAAUGUAACUGGGAGCACCUGAAAGUCAACACUAGGACUAAACAUUUUGUGCUUAUAGCAGUUAUGAUGAUUUUGCUUUCUUUUGUGUGGGUUCUGAGCAUCGUGUUGGCCAUAAUAAAGGUGCGCAAUCUUGAUGAUGGCGCUGUACUGUGGUUGGGGUGCGUGGUUGCGCCUCCGGGCGUUUGGUUACGCUGGUACUUGGCAAGGCUCAAUGGCCAGGGAAUCGGCAAACAGAGAUGCCUCAAAUGGCUGCCCAUUGGGACACUUGUAGCCAAUGUUCUUGCUGCGGGUAUCAUGGCAUCACUGGCCGUGACCGCCAAAGCGGUGAAUACAGAACGUUCGACAACUAUUCUUAAUGGCAUACAGUUUGGUUUCCUCGGCUGCUUGAGCACAGUGUCUACUUUUGCUGCUGAAAUCUACGCUAUGCGAAGCAGCGGACAGAUCGGUAGGGCCUUUGUCUAUGCCACAGCGACCUUCGUGCUCUCUUUCAUGCUGGGAACUCUAGUAUACUCUGUGCCAGUAUGGGUCAAGCAUUACCAAUAGCUUCAUGAAGUAUUACAGACUUGAAGGCAUUGGUGCUAUUUUGCUGCUUGCAACAUCCAAGCAGAUAGUGCAAUUCUCAGCAUAUAUAGUUCGGCCUUUCUAGGGAAAUGUGUUUGCUUCUUUAAGAUAUUUGAUGUACAUUGGCGUUUUGCAGCAGAAAAUGUUUGUAUACUACAUCUGCCAUUGUAAUCCUGUGGACAACAAAAUUCAUAUUUAUGGAGUAUGUA
Molecule: messenger RNA, 2559 nt
Organism: Hordeum vulgare subsp. vulgare (domesticated barley)
Lineage: Eukaryota; Viridiplantae; Streptophyta; Magnoliopsida; Poales; Poaceae
Exons: 6
Coding region: 863-2332 (489 amino acids)
Biological process (GO): fluoride transmembrane transport
Cellular component (GO): membrane
Molecular function (GO): fluoride transmembrane transporter activity
Source: RefSeq, a predicted model, not a curated record